AUGGAAGAAGCAGACGAGCCGAACCAUGAAACCCUAGAUCCAGCAUUGCAGAAGAAGCACCAUGACAUGCUCGAACGUCUCUCUGCUCGUCACCAAGCUCGAAAAUCCGACUCUUCCUCUUCCUCUUCGUCUUCUUCAACCCUCGAAUCAACCUCCUCGUUCCUCACCAAAUUCGCAGAUUCAAAACGAUCCAUCGAGUCACGAAUCGCUGAGUCACGACUCGUUUCUUCUUCAUCAACGGAUUCGUCGAAGCUUAAAUCGGAACUCGCUGAGAUCUCAUUUUCGAUUGACAAUCUCGAGAAGCUUCUCGCUGAGAAUUCCUAUUUCCUUCCUUCUUACGAGGUUAGAUCUUCUCUUAAAUCUGUCUCCGAUCUCAAACAGAGUCUCGAUAAUCUCUCCGGUGAGUUAGUUCCGAAGAAGAAAUUCUCAUUCAAAACCAAAUCGUCUUCGAAAAAACCGGAAUCGAUCCAAAAACCCGAUCUCGUUUCACCUCCGAAGAUCCCUGUUCGUGAUUCUCCAGGAUUCAGAAACAAACAAGGAGAGACUCUGACGAAAAAUUUCAAAGAUUCGUCGUCGAUCGGAGAAUUCACAUUGUCGGAUCUGGAUUCAUGCCAAGUAAGAUUGAAAGGAACUGUAAACGCUUUGUUUAUUCACAGAUUGAAGAACUGUUAUGUAUACACAGGUCCAGUGAUUGGUUCGAUUUUGAUUGAUGAUGUUGAAGAUUGUGUUCUUGUGUUAGCUUCGCAUCAGAUCAGAAUUCAUUGUGCUAAGAAGACUGAUUUCUACUUGAGAGUUAGGAGUCGUCCUAUAAUCGAAGACAGUAAUGGAGUUCGAUUCGCUCCUUACUGUUUGAAGUAUGAUGGGAUUGAGGAAGAUUUGAAGAUUGCAGAUUUGGAAGAAGAGACUAAGAACUGGGCCAAUGUUGAUGAUUUCUUGUGGCUGAGAGCUGUGCAAUCGCCUAAUUGGUCCGUUUUACCGGAAGAAGAAAGGGUUUCUUCGGUUUCAAUUUCCGACGAUGGAGAUUCUUGA
Arabis nemorensis is the source of this 1029-nucleotide messenger RNA. Lineage: Eukaryota; Viridiplantae; Streptophyta; Magnoliopsida; Brassicales; Brassicaceae. The record is from the annotation of a GenBank genome assembly.